This is a messenger RNA of Tinamus guttatus (white-throated tinamou), 1280 nucleotides long. Lineage: Eukaryota; Metazoa; Chordata; Aves; Tinamiformes; Tinamidae. The record is from RefSeq and is a predicted model, not a curated record.
AUGCAGCAUAGUUCUUGUGAUGAUGUUUGUUUUGCCCUUUUGAAGCUUAACCUUGGCGACGAUAUUGUGAAAGUUGUAAUCGAUUGGAGCAAGCUUCAAAGCACGUCGGCACUUCAGCCAGUACUGCUCUUUAGUGCCCUUCAGCAGCAUAUUUUAAAUUUGCAGCCUCUUUUAGAAAAACUCCAGUCAUUGAUUAAAGAGGAAAAUACAGACCAUGUUGAACCUGCAGGUAAAACAGAAGGCCAGACUUCCGAAACAAAUUUUGAUAUUUAUGACGGUAACCCUCAGACUGAAGAGAAGUAUGCAGGCUAUGACGCGGGAGAGCUGAAGGAUGUUCAUAUUAAUUUUGAUCCAGAGGUGGUCCAGAUAAAAGCUGGAAAAGCAGAAAUUGACAGGCGGAUAUCAGCCUUCAUCGAGAGGAAACAAGCUGAGAUCAAUGAAAAUAAUGUCAGGGAAUUUUGCAAUGUUAUUGAUUGUAAUCAAGAAAAUAGCUGUGCCAGAACAGAUGCAAUUUUCACACCUUAUCCUGGAUUUAAAAGCCAUAUAAAGGUUUCUAGGGUAGUAAAUACAUAUGGGCCGCAGACUAGAUCUGAAGGAGCUCAUGCUCCCAAUCACAAAGCCAGUGCACCCAUUCAUGACUGUGGGAACCAAGCCAUCGAGGAGAGAUUACAAAACAUUGAGGCACACUUACGGUUACAAACAGGUGGUCCUGUACCAAGAGACAUUUAUCAGAGAAUUAAGAAGCUUGAAGAUAAAAUCCUUGAGCUGGAAGGUCUGUCACCUGAAUAUUUUCAAUCUGUGAGCUGUUCUGGCAAGAGGAGAAAGGUCCAGCCUCCCCACCAGAACUAUUCAUUGGCUGAACUUGAUGAGAAGAUCAAUGCUAUUAAACAGGCAUUACUGAGGAAAACAAAAGAGAGCAAGUCCAAGGAGGCUGAGCGGCUUCUUCGGUAGUGGAUGAAAAACAAAUCUUUUCAGAAUCUUCAUCAUGCUUUACAUGUACCUAAAACGUAGACCUGCAGUAGUGCUCAUUGGAGAUAACUUCAGCCAUAAAAACAAAGCAUGCAUAGAAGCUCAUUAUGGAUGAUUUCAAUAGCUUGCUUUUGAGAAUAUUCAUUUUAAAAUAAUCUGAUUAGUGGAAUAUUUACCUUAAAAUUGAGGAAUGUUUAGGAAUAGCAUUCUUAUGAUCUAUUCCCUUCUGUUAUAAAGGAGGAUUGCAACAUUGUUCAUUCGUGGAAAGUUUUAACCUGCAUGAAAAAACUGCGUUUCGUGUGUAAUUCUUC